This is a messenger RNA of Nestor notabilis (Kea), 1189 nucleotides long. RefSeq names its product sideroflexin 1 (gene SFXN1). Gene Ontology annotation, molecular function: monoatomic ion transmembrane transporter activity. The coding region runs from base 7 to 975 and encodes 322 amino acids. The record is from RefSeq and is a predicted model, not a curated record. Gene Ontology annotation, biological process: serine import into mitochondrion; monoatomic ion transport. The transcript is spliced from 10 exons. Gene Ontology annotation, cellular component: mitochondrial inner membrane. Lineage: Eukaryota; Metazoa; Chordata; Aves; Psittaciformes; Psittacidae.
UUGAAGAUGUCAGGAAAUAUACCAUUAAAUAUUAAUAUUAAGGAGCCCCGAUGGGAUCAAAGCACUUUUGCUGGACGAGCCAAUCACUUCUUUACUGUAACAGACCCCCGGAAUAUUUUGCUAUCUAAUGCCCAGCUGGAAAAUGCAAGAAAAAUUGUGCAUGAUUACAGACAAGGUAUCGUGUCACCUGGGUUGACAGAAGAUGACUUGUGGAGAGCAAAAUAUAUCUAUGAUUCAGCCUUUCACCCAGACACUGGGGAAAAGAUGAUCUUGAUUGGCCGAAUGUCAGCUCAGGUACCCAUGAACAUGACUAUCACAGGUUGUAUGAUGACCUUCUAUAGAACGACACCAGCGGUGCUUUUCUGGCAGUGGAUUAACCAGUCCUUCAAUGCUGUGGUAAAUUACACGAACAGGAGUGGUGAUGCCCCAAUCACUGUCAGCCAGCUGGGAACAGCCUAUGUUUCUGCUACCACAGGUGCUGUUGCAACAGCUUUAGGACUUAAUGCACUAACAAAGCAUGUCUCACCUCUUAUAGGACGGUUUGUUCCUUUUGCUGCUGUUGCUGCUGCUAACUGCAUUAAUAUUCCACUAAUGAGGCAAAGAGAAAUCAAGUUUGGAAUCCCUGUCAUGGAUGAGAAUGGAAACAGACUGGGUGACUCAUCAAAAGCAGCUCAGCAGGCAAUUGCCCAGGUGGUUAUAUCAAGGAUUCUUAUGGCUGCUCCUGGCAUGGCAAUUCCUCCCUUCAUAAUGAAUACAUUGGAAAAGAAAGCCUUUUUAAAGAGAUAUCCUUGGAUGAGUGCUCCUAUUCAAGUUGGAUUAGUUGGAUUCUGUCUUGUGUUUGCCACACCCCUGUGUUGUGCACUGUUUCCUCAAAAAAGUUCUAUGUCUGUAACACGCUUGGAGCCAGAAUUGCAAGCCAAGAUCCAAAAGAACAGCCCUGAAGUAGAACGUGUAUACUUUAAUAAAGGAUUAUAAUUCAAGGAAGGGCAAGUAUCUUUCAAGGAGGAUCCUGUGAACUUAUUUCUGAAGUAUGUGCCAACGUGGUUGAAGAGCUCAGUUUAACUUGUCCUUUUGUUAAACAACUUUGAUCAUCUGCAUUAUUUUAUAUUUAAAGACUUUCUUCAUUGUAGUGUUUAAAAUACAAAAGGUCAUUUUGUCCACUUUGGUAUCAAUUAAAAGUUUAACCAUA